AUGGCAAGACAAUUGGAUGGGAAAGUGGCGUUGGUCACAGGCUCCUCAUCUGGCAUCGGAAGAUCAAUCGCCAUCCAGCUUGCGUCUCUCGGAGUCAAAAUCGUUUCCUUUGAUCUUCAUGACCUGCCAAACUCCAAAGGCUACGAAGAAGACAUCGACAAGACGACAGCAGAGGUGAUUUCCGCCGCGGGAGGCGAGGCCAUCUUCUUCCCGGGUGACAUCACAGACACCAAAGUCGUCGAGGAUGUUUUCAAGAAGUCAAAUGAGAAGUUCGGCCGCCUCGACAUACUCAUCAACUGCGCAGGGUACUGGGCCCCAUUCCACCUCUUCGCAGACGAAUCCGACGAGCUAUGGGAACGAAUGUCGGCCGUAAACACCCUCGGCACCGCAAAAAUGUGCCGUCUUGCCAUCCGCCAGUUCCUCCAGCAAGACCUCGACCCUGCAUGGGGCAGCCGCGGACGCAUCGUCAACAUCUCGUCCUGCGCGGGCGUCGUCGGGUUUCCGGGAGAGGUGGCCUACUCCGCGACAAAAGCUGCGGUCAACCACAUGACGAGAGCUGGUGCUUUGGACCAUGCCAAGGACUACAUCAACAUCAACUGCGUAGCGCCGGGCGUCGUGGCGACGGGGCUGGCGAGGGGGAAUCUUGAGGAUGCUGGGAUACACAAGCUGAUGAAGAAGGCGACGCCGUGGCCUCGAUUAGGGACGGCGGGGGAUAUUGCUGAUGUUGUUGUGUUUUUAUGCAGGCCGGAGUCGAAGUGGAUGACGGGUCAGGUUCUUGCUGUUGAUGGCGGCAUGACGAUUGGCGUGGCACCCGGUAGUUGA
This is a messenger RNA of Colletotrichum paranaense, 822 nucleotides long. RefSeq lists its product as uncharacterized. NCBI's taxonomy places the organism in Eukaryota, Fungi, Ascomycota, Sordariomycetes, Glomerellales, Glomerellaceae. Gene Ontology annotation, molecular function: oxidoreductase activity, acting on the CH-OH group of donors, NAD or NADP as acceptor. Bases 1 to 822 code for a protein of 273 amino acids. The transcript is spliced from 3 exons. The record is from RefSeq and is a predicted model, not a curated record.